AUGCAUUAUAAUAACAACUAUAAACCACCAGAUAAGCUUGUAAAGAAGCUCGAUCCAUACUUUAUUUCUCUUCCUUCUCUGACUGGAGUAAAUGGAGUCUGGGCGAUUUUAAAGUCUGACGCGCCAGCGAAUGUGAGGGAAGCAAUCAAGGAUUUUAAGAAUGAGACGUCUUCAGCCAGUGUUCAUUUGUUCUGGAAGAAAGUUAAAACGGAUGAGGAAAUUGCUGUUGUUCAAGCUGACUAUCAGCGCAAGCAAGUUCUUAUUGAACUAAAAAAUGGGUUUGAAAAUAUGGUGAUUGAGAAUCGUGAAAGAGAAGUAGAGAAGGCUGUGAAUAAGGCAUUACCAGUGUUGGAUGCUUCCAUAGCAUCAUCUUGUGAUACUCCCAUAGCAUCAUCUCCUUGUAAUGCUUCUACAACACCACAACAAUUCUCACAUGCUUUCAUCACAACAUCACCACCUCGUUAUACUCCCACAACACCACCUUGUAAUACUUCCAUACCACCAUCAUCUCUUUAUACUCCUACAACAUCCCGUCAUAAUGAUUCCAUAACAUCACUAUCACUAUCACUGAAUAUUCUUAAGCGUUCUCUUGAUAUUUAUGAAACAAGUUACGAAAUGGAUUGGGCACCAUGGAAAUUUGAUAUCACAAUAAAUAAUGUAAAGAUAGAACGUGUACUUAGGAACUUGCAUGAAAAAUGCCAGAAGACGAAACCAAAAACUAAAACAUCACUUGAAUAUGGCAUAAUUGAUCUUAAUAACAGUAUCAUUUUAGAAGCCUUGGGACAAUCAGUGAUAUCACAUUUUGAAACAAAGAUGCAAGGAUAUAAACCUAAAAAAGCUUUAUCUGUAGAAGUUAGGAGAAUUUUAAAAACAUUUAAUGUUACGUCUUUGGAAGACCUUGGAAAAGCACUUGACAAAGUCAAAAUUGAUCAUAACAAUUUGGAUCGUGAUAUUAUUUACUUGUAUCGCCUUUUCCAAAAAUUCUUUUUGUUAUUUCAAGAUAAAGCAACAAUAAACCUCGAUAACAGAGACCUACCAGAAGGCUGGUAUAACAGCCACAUCGUAGCACCAAUCUUCGAUGAUUGCCUCGAAUCAAUGGAUCAAUGUAUUCUCCGACGAAGUGAAGUGGAAAGCUUUGUGCAAAAGCUUCUUGAUAAAAAAUCAAGAAAAAAGAGGAAAUAUGACGGCAUUUUAUCUUUUAGCAGACAAUUUGAGUUCAUAUACGUAGAGACGGCAGCAACUUCCGUACUUUCGAAGUCAGAUAAAGAUUUAUCGAAACUACAUAAUGCUAUUAUCCUUAUGUUUAAGCAUAUGGUAUCUACGUUACCGGAAAAAUUACUACAUGAGAUUUCAUCCAUGCCUGUUCUCUGCGUGCAAUUCAGCGGAGCAAGCGUUGAAGUAUAUUUAGCAAUUUGGUUAGCAAACAUGCGACCGAUAGUUUUCUCAAUUAUGGAUUUCGAAAUAGCAGAAGAGAUAACAACGUUUCCGAAAAUGACAAAAGUUGCCGCCAAAAUGCUGUCAUUGCGGCCGUUCAUUCAAGGUCUACAUAAAAGAUACCAAACAUUGUUAACGAAAGAAGCCGACUAUUAUUUGGAUGAUGACAACACCUGGGCAUCACCAAUAAGGAUGAAGGCUCGUCAUUAA
Molecule: messenger RNA, 1644 nt
Organism: Paraglomus occultum
Lineage: Eukaryota; Fungi; Glomeromycota; Glomeromycetes; Paraglomerales; Paraglomeraceae
Source: the annotation of a GenBank genome assembly